AAUCUUCUCUGUAUGAGAAUAGUAACCUCCUAAAUUAAAGGCCAGACACGUUCGGACAGCCAGAAAUGUUUGUGAUUAUUUGUUUUCCAGCUGCGGACCAAAUACCAUAACUUUUCUGCAAUGUUUUUGGCAAACCAUAAUCCUGAGCUAAAACAGAUCCUUCACCUUGCCUAGUUAUCCGGCAUUAAUUUCAGAACCCCAAUUUACAACUCCAAAUUAGUCAAGUUACAUUAGGCUAAUCUGAUCAUAAACCGUUGGCAGACAGACAGUGAAUACUCAUAUGCCCUAUUUAUAGUUCUCUACUCACUGAAACAGUUCAUGUAAAGAAUUAUACACUUGUUUUCUUUGUGGAAAAUUCUCCAUCUAGCUCUUUGAACCAAAUUAAAGGUAUAGAAACAAACGGUUACACCCAGGCCAUAUUAUUUUUACAGCAGAAAAACCUGACCCUUCAUUGAAAAAACCCUAUACAUAGCACUACUUGAUAAUCCAUUUUACACCCAAACUAAUUCCGCUUGUUAAUCGGUCCCUUUUUUCUCUUUCUUUGCAUAAAUUUUCUACCCAAAAUCAUCAUCUUUCUUUUUCAUCUACGCCUAUCAUACAUGGCAGACACAAGUCCAUUGCUUCCAUUUUCCCAUUCUCUGGGCCCUGGUUCCACCUAUAGUUCUAUUAGAUGGAGAUCCAAGAUAGUACUUCUCUUGGUAUUUUCUGGUUUGUUUCUUGUUCCUUUAAUUGUAUCUAUAGCUAGUAAUGACAACGGAUUCAAACAACACGUCCAAUAUUUACAAGAAGAUGAUCAAAAUGUAUCUUUUUCUCCGCCCAAAGAAACGACAAAACCGCAAAUUUUGAGGCCAGGAUCACGGGGGGUGUCAGCUGGUGUGUCAGAGAAGGCCAACGUGAAUUUGAAGGGUGCACAAGAGAAGGGCUAUCCUCAGAACGAUAGCAUGUUGUCAUGGCAAAGAACUUCUUUCCAUUUUCAACCUGAAAAGAAUUGGAUGAAUGACCCUAACGGUCCUUUGUAUUACAAGGGCUGGUACCACUUUUUCUACCAGCACAAUCCACAUGCUGCAGUAUGGGGUGACAUAGUUUGGGGCCAUGCUGUAUCAAGAGAUCUAAUCAACUGGUUCCACCUCCCAUUGGCAAUUGUUUCCGAUGAAUGGUUCGAUAUAAAUGGUGUAUGGACUGGCUCGGCGACUAUUCUUCUUAAUGGUAAAAUUGUCAUGCUAUACACAGGAUCCACUAACGAGUCAGUACAGGUACAAAAUCUUGCCUAUCCAGCUGAUCACAAUGAUCCUCUCCUCCUUAAGUGGGUCAAGUACUCUGGCAAUCCAGUUUUAGUCUCACCACCAGGCAUUGAUCCCAAUGACUUCCGUGACCCGACAACAGCUUGGUACACUUCUGAAGGGAAGUGGCGCAUCACAAUAGGGUCAAAAGCUAACAAUACUGGCAUAGCUUUAGUCUAUGAUACUGAAGACUUCAUAAAUUUUAAGUUAAGUGGGGUACUUCAUGGUGUCCCUGGAACUGGAAUGUGGGAGUGCGUGGAUUUUUACCCUGUGUCGAAAACAGGUCAAAAUGGAUUGGAUACAUCGGCUAAUGGUCCUCAUGUGAAGCAUGUGGUGAAGACAAGCCUAGAUGAUGUUAGGAAGGAUUCCUAUGCCCUUGGGACAUAUGAUGACAAGACUGGAAAAUGGUAUCCAGAUAAUCCAGAAAUUGAUGUUGGUAUCGGAAUUAUGCUCGAUUAUGGUAUGUUCUAUGCCUCCAAGACCUUUUAUGAUCAGGAUAAAGGAAGAAGAGUGUUGUGGGGUUGGGUUGCAGAGUCUGAUACUGAAGUUGAUGACGUAAAGAAAGGAUGGGCAUCUCUUCAGGGCAUUCCAAGGACUAUUCUGUUGGAUACAAAGACUAGUAGCAAUCUGCUUCAAUGGCCAGUAGAAGAGGUAGAGAGGUUAAGACUAAAAGGCAAGGAAUUCAACAACAUAGAGGUUAAGACAGGGUCGGUUAUGCCGCUUGAACUUGACGGUGCCACACAACUAGACAUUGCUGCUGAGUUUGAGUUGGACAAGAAGGCCUUAGAGAGCACAGCUGAAUCCAAUGUGGACUUCAGCUGCAGCACCAGUGGUGGGGCUGCUCAACGUGGUGCAUUAGGACCGUUUGGUCUUCUGGUUCUUGCAGAUGACAGCCUAGCUGAGCACACUUCUGUAUACUUCUAUGUUGCUAAAGGAAAUAAUGGCACCCACAAAACUUUCUUCUGCACUGACCAGUCAAGGUCUUCAGUGGCAAAUGACGUUAAGAAAGAAAUUUAUGGAAGUUAUGUUCCAGUUUUAGAGGGUGAAAAAUUAUCUGUUAGGAUACUGGUGGAUCAUUCGAUAGUCGAAAGUUUUGCUCAAGGUGGUCGGACAGUUAUCACAUCACGGGUUUAUCCAACAAGGGCAAUCUAUGGUGCUGCUAGGCUUUUUCUAUUCAACAACGCCAUUGAGGCUACCGUCACUUCCUCACUCAAGAUAUGGCAAAUGAAUUCUGCAUUUAUACGCCGUUAUUCUAACGAACAGUAGCUGCUACCUUUAGUCUACCUAAUUUGCAUCCAUCUGUACCAUAGUUUUCUUUUCUUUGUAAUGCUUUUUACCCAAAUUUUGAAUAACAUUAAUUUCUUCUUUUUUUUCCUAUCAAAGAGAAAGGUAAAAUGUAAUAGGAUUAUCUUCAAUUGGUUCCUUUUUCUUUUUUAA
Molecule: messenger RNA, 2717 nt
Organism: Populus trichocarpa (black cottonwood)
Lineage: Eukaryota; Viridiplantae; Streptophyta; Magnoliopsida; Malpighiales; Salicaceae
Product: acid beta-fructofuranosidase 2, vacuolar
Exons: 1
Coding region: 600-2546 (648 amino acids)
Biological process (GO): carbohydrate metabolic process
Molecular function (GO): beta-fructofuranosidase activity
Source: RefSeq, a predicted model, not a curated record